This is a messenger RNA of Carlito syrichta (Philippine tarsier), 3158 nucleotides long. It is a transcript of the gene PATZ1, whose product is annotated as POZ/BTB and AT hook containing zinc finger 1. The coding region runs from base 4 to 2067 and encodes 687 amino acids. Gene Ontology annotation, molecular function: DNA-binding transcription factor activity, RNA polymerase II-specific; protein binding; RNA polymerase II cis-regulatory region sequence-specific DNA binding. Gene Ontology annotation, cellular component: nucleus. NCBI's taxonomy places the organism in Eukaryota, Metazoa, Chordata, Mammalia, Primates, Tarsiidae. Gene Ontology annotation, biological process: regulation of immune system process; regulation of cytokine production; negative regulation of transcription by RNA polymerase II. The transcript is spliced from 5 exons. The record is from RefSeq and is a predicted model, not a curated record.
GCCAUGGAGCGGGUAAACGACGCUUCUUGCGGCCCGUCGGGCUGCUACACCUACCAGGUGAGCAGACACAGCACGGAGAUGCUGCACAACCUGAACCAACAACGCAAAAACGGCGGGCGCUUUUGCGACGUGCUCCUGCGGGUGGGUGAUGAGAGCUUCCCAGCGCACCGCGCCGUGCUGGCCGCCUGCAGCGAGUACUUUGAGUCUGUGUUCAGCGCCCAGUUGGGCGAUGGCGGAGCGGCGGACGGGGGUCCGGCUGAUGUGGGGGGCGCGACGGCCGCCCCGGGCGGCGGGGCCGGGGGCAGUCGGGAGCUGGAGAUGCACACCAUCAGUUCCAAGGUGUUCGGGGACAUUCUGGACUUCGCCUACACUUCCCGCAUCGUGGUGCGCCUGGAGAGCUUUCCCGAACUCAUGACGGCUGCCAAGUUCCUGCUGAUGAGGUCGGUUAUCGAGAUCUGUCAGGAAGUCAUCAAACAGUCCAACGUGCAGAUCCUGGUACCCCCUGCCCGGGCCGACAUCAUGCUCUUUCGCCCCCCUGGGACCUCAGACUUGGGCUUCCCUUUGGACAUGACCAACGGGGCAGCCUUGGCAGCCAACAGCAAUGGCAUCGCAGGCAGCAUGCAGCCAGAGGAGGAGGCGGCCAGGGCAGCUGGUGCAGCUAUUGCAGGCCAAGCCUCCCUGCCUGUGUUACCUGGGGUGGACCGCUUGCCCAUGGUGGCUGGACCCCUGUCCCCUCAACUGCUGACUUCCCCAUUCCCCAAUGUGGCAUCCAGUGCCCCUCCCCUGACUGGCAAGAGAGGCCGGGGCCGCCCAAGGAAGGCCAACCUGCUGGACUCAAUGUUUGGGUCUCCAGGGGGCCUGAGGGAGGCAGGCAUCCUUCCAUGUGGUCUGUGUGGAAAGGUGUUCACUGAUGCCAACCGGCUCCGGCAGCAUGAGGCCCAGCACGGUGUCACCAGCCUCCAGCUGGGCUACAUCGACCUUCCUCCUCCAAGGCUGGGUGAGAAUGGGCUACCCAUCUCUGAAGACCCUGACGGCCCCCGGAAAAGAAGCCGGACCAGAAAGCAGGUUGCCUGUGAGAUCUGCGGCAAGAUUUUCCGUGAUGUGUACCAUCUCAACCGGCACAAGCUGUCCCACUCUGGGGAGAAGCCCUACUCCUGCCCUGUGUGUGGGCUGCGGUUCAAGAGAAAAGACCGCAUGUCCUACCAUGUGCGGUCCCAUGACGGGUCCGUGGGCAAGCCCUACAUCUGCCAGAGCUGUGGGAAAGGCUUCUCCAGGCCCGAUCACUUGAAUGGACAUAUCAAGCAGGUGCACACUUCUGAGCGGCCUCACAAGUGUCAGACCUGCAAUGCUUCUUUUGCCACCCGAGACCGUCUGCGCUCCCAUCUGGCCUGUCAUGAAGACAAGGUGCCCUGCCAGGUGUGUGGGAAGUACUUGCGGGCAGCAUACAUGGCAGACCACCUGAAGAAGCACAGCGAGGGGCCCAGCAACUUCUGCAGUAUCUGUAACCGAGGUUUCUCCUCUGCCUCCUACUUAAAGGUCCAUGUUAAAACCCACCACGGUGUUCCCCUUCCCCAGGUCUCCAGGCACCAGGAGCCCAUCCCGAAUGGGGGAGCAGCGUUCCACUGCGCCAGGACCUAUGGCAACAAAGAAGGCCAGAAAUGCUCACAUCAGGAUCCGAUUGAGAGCUCCGACUCCUACGGUGACCUCUCAGAUGCCAGCGACCUGAAGACGCCGGAGAAGCAGAGUGCUAAUGGCUCUUUCUCCUGUGACCUAGCAGUCCCCAAAAACAAGAUGGAGUCUGACGGGGAGAAGAAGUACCCAUGCCCUGAAUGUGGGAGCUUCUUCCGCUCUAAGUCCUACUUGAACAAACAUAUCCAGAAGGUGCAUGUCCGGGCCCUCGGGGGCCCUCUGGGGGACCUGGGCCCUACCCUCGGCUCACCUUUCUCUCCCCAGCAGAACAUGUCUCUCCUUGAGUCCUUUGGGUUUCAGAUUGUUCAGUCGGCAUUUGCAUCGUCUUUAGUAGAUCCUGAGGUUGACCAGCAGCCCAUGGGGCCUGAAGGGAAGUGAGGCAGAUGCUGCGUCCCCACGGAAACAGUCAUCUGGGGACUGCUGAGAAAUGCUGUGAAUGCGGAGGGAAGUGAAGUCUUUGGGUUCUGUAGCUGAGAGAUUUUUAUUUGUUCUUAACUCCCCACCCCAUCCCAACUCCCUCUCCAUAACCCAUUCCCCCAGUGGUCUUUAGAAAUAGAGUUUCAUUGGAUACUCUGCAGAAAUAUCAGGGAGACCUGGUCUGGGAUGAGGGCAGAAAACACUACAUAGACCUCCAAGGCCACGCCAGUCCCAGUUUCUCUAAUGGACGGAAGCUGGAAUUCCUGGUGCUCAGUUCUUAGGGAUCCCAGUCCUAAACCCAAACCCCAUGGCAUGGUGGGACCUUAGUGAUUUGGGGUCCCCACCCACUUCUCUCAAUUCCUUAUCCUCCCUUCCCAUAACCCUCAAAAUAGACACAGUAGGGUCUCUACCCACUCACACAACACUGAUGCCCAGCUGUUUUUAAGGAAGCCUGAAGCCUACAGCAUCCCACGGACCAUGGGGUGAGUGUCCUCUGAGAGUCCCCAGAGCUCAGCCCUCAGCUUGGAGGGCCCCAGACCUUUCUGAGCCCUGCUUGGAGGCUAGCAUUUUGCUGCUAGGACAAGCUCAGCUAUUGAGGCACCCCCACCCCAAAUUCCAGUUCUUACAUGAUUUUAACCAUUCGACUUGCUGUUGGGUUUUGAUUCUCUAAUUAUUAUUAUUAUUGUUAUUAUUUUUUAGGACCAGAUGUAGUGAAUUGCUACUGAAAGCUAUCCCAGGUGAUACAGAGCUCUUUGUAAACCGCAGUCACACAUUAGGGUUAGUAUUAAACUUUGUUUAGAUGUACUAUAAUUAACUUGGCUAGUUGAUUGUUUGAAGUCUAUGGAAGAAAUAGUUUUAUGCAAAAUUUUAAAAAAUGCCAGUCUGGUCAGGGAGGUAGGGGGUUUUAGUGCUGUUGGAACCCAGGAAAAUGGAAAAGCCAGCAGAUAGGGACACUGUACCUCAGUUGUGUCACACGUGAGUGAGACCAGGUUGACCUUAUGAUGUGAAUUGAUCUGAUCAGACUGUAUUAAAAACGUUAGUACGUUACUCUA